CUGCUUCACACCGUGGUUGCUGCCUCGACCCAGAGAAAGCAGGAGUCGCGCGAAGGCCUGUGUGAGAGCGUCCUGCUUGAAUUCGGAGUGGCAUUCGUAGAAAGGUGGCCGCCCGCAAUCGCUGAUAAUAAGUGCGACAUGAUUCGCAAUGGCGCAUUCCGAAUUCGGCUGGUUUUUGGCCGGAUUAGGAAGGCAGGCAUCAGGCGCCCGAUCGCCGCUGGCGUUGGGAUGGCGUGCUCGCCUUUUCCGCCGCAUUUCUUAUAGGCUCCCUCCGUCGCACCUCUUCCCCGACCACCACCAUGUCUGCCCCCGCCGCCGCCGCCGUCGCCCGCGUCGCCUACGCUGCGUCCGACGUCCUCGUCGACGCGCUCCCCCCGCCCCCAUCACCUUCCUCCUUUGCCCCCGCAUUCCCCGCAAACGCGGCCAGGCGCCCGCGAGUGCACUCCAUCCCCUUUGGCGCGGACCCUGGAGAGACCAUCUCCCGCAGCAAGGACAGCGGCCUCGUCUCCCUCGUCGCCCCUGCCUCCUCGCAGCUCACCACUCGCCUCGUCCUCCAUCUCAGCGAGAGCGCGAACCGCCCCGUCGUCCUCCACCUCAGCGUCGCAGACGACCUCUCGGAUGUCCUACUCCUCCGCUCCUCCGCCACCUACUUCAUCGUCUCCUCCACCGCCGAGGAGGCGCACGACAACGCCCUCCUCGCAUCGCGGCUUGCCAGAGCGGCCAACAAGCUCGUGAUCCACGCAUUCUCAGGCGCGGCAGACGAUGCCGUCGAGGAAGUCUCCGAGGACAAGAUCACCGCCUUCCUCGCCGCACAAUCGCCCGCGCCGAUCCCGGCGGACGAGGCGGCUGCAGACCCAUUCAAGGCGUACGAGCGCGCCGCGGCCAACACCCUCACCCUGGUCCGUCGCCCCGUCCGUCCGUACUCGACAUACGGUGGUUCCCCCACGGACCCCCGCACCGUCGUCUUCCUUCUCGGCAGGGAUGAGGCGCGCCUGAACACGGAUGGCGUGCUCUUCGUCUCGAUCUCUCUUUUGAACCCCCUCCCUGCUUCGCGCAUCGCUUCCCUCGUGCCUGCAUCUGCAGAGCAGGUCAUUGUGCUCGAGCAGAUCCGCCGAUGGAACGUGAAGUGGACGCCGCUCUACCUCGACGUAGUCAAUGCGCUGCAGGAGACCGCGAAGCCCGUCCACUCUGGUGUUUUGGGCAGCACGAAGGGUAUUACGGAUGCCGAUGUGCAGUCCGUCAUCGAGAACGCUGCCUCUCGUCCUGUCUUGGGAUCGGUUCCCGAGGUCGCCUCCACCUCAGCUUCCGUGCAUGUCCCCAAGCAUGAGAGCUCCUACACGAAGAUCCUCUCCCACGUCUUCGGCGACCGGCUCGAGGUCGCCAACGACCCCUCCCUCGUCGCGACCCAAGGCAACCUCGCCACGAACCCCGAGUUCGCCCUCGGCCGCGUCCAGAGCCUCAUUGAGAAGCGCAAGCAGCUCGUCGCGGCCAUGGAGGAGCUCCUUCAGGCGUCUGGUAUCCCCGAUGACCUUCACAACCUUGUUUCCCAGUGGCUUUUGAACCAGGAGGACCCCGCGAAGAGCCGUAGGAUCGGUGCCCAGAUCACCGACGCGCUCAAGGCGACCCCGGUCGAGCACCCUGCGGCGGCGGAGGUGUUGAAGCUCCAGGACCAGCUCCCGCGCAACUCGCGCUGGAUCAUCGGCUCCGACGCUUGGUCUUACGAUCUUGGUGCUUCGGGUCUGCACCACGCUAUCGCGUCCGGCCUCGACAUCAACAUCCUCAUCCUCGACACCCUCCCGUACACCACUCGCCAUUCCGUCGACCCCAGCCGCCGCAAACAGGAUGUCGGUCUGUACGCGAUGAACCACGGCGACGUGUACGUCGCGAGCGUCGCCGUUUACUCGUCGUACGGCCAGGUCCUCCAGGCCGUCAUGGAGGCUGACCGCUAUCACGGUCCAUCCGUCGUCGUCGCCUACCUGCCCUACCGCUCCGAGGACGUCCCCGCGCUCGAGGUCCUCAAGGAGACUAAGCUCGCCGUCGACGCGGGCUACUGGCCGCUCUACCGCUGGGACCCCAGCAAGGACGCCGCCAACCAGGAGGCCUUCCAGCUCGACUCGGACGCGAUCAAGAACGACCUCCGCGCCUUCCUCGACCGCCAGAACCACCUCUCGCAGCUCUCGCGCGCGAAGCCGGCCGUCGCCGCCGAGCUCGUGAGCAGCCUCGGCGCGCGCGUGCAGGAGGAGCGGCGGCUGAAGGCGAAGCAGGCGUUCUCGCAGAUGGUCGCCUCGCUCGACGCGCCGCCGCUCUUGAUCUUGUACGCCUCGGACGGCGGGAACGCGGAGAAGCUGGCGAAGAAGCUUGCGCAGCGUGCGGAGGCGCGCGGGUUGUCGGUGACCGCGGGCACGUUCGACAGCGUCCCGCUCGAGUCGCUCGCGCAGGAGGAGUACGUCGCGUUUGUGACGUCGACGGCCGGGCAGGGUGAGCCGCCGCAGAACGCGCGCCGCUUCUUCAAGGCGCUGAACGCCGCGGUCGCUGCCGGUGAGAAGCCACUCACGAAGGUCAAGUACGCCGUCUUCGGCAUGGGCGAUAGCCACUACUGGCCGCGCGCGGAGGACGCGCAGUACUACAACCGCCCGGGCAAGGAGCUCGACCACAAGCUCGCCGCGCUCGGCGCAGAGCGCUUCGCGGACCUCGGCCUCGGCGACGACCAGGACGCGGACGGGCCGAUGACGGGGUACAAGACCUGGGAGCCGCUCAUCUGGAAGGCGUUCAAGGUCGACACGCUCGAGAUCGCGGAGGCGGAGCCCGAGCCGAUCACGAAUGAGCACAUUAAGGCCGCGUCGAACUUCUUGCGCGGGACGAUUGUGGAGGGGCUGCAGGACACGACGACGGGGGCCUUGUCGGCGAGCGACACGCAGCUGACGAAAUUCCAUGGGAUUUACCAGCAGGACGACCGCGAUAUCCGGGACGAGCGUGUCGGGCAGGGGAUCGAGCCUGCGUACAGCUUUAUGAUUCGCGUGCGUAUGCCGGGUGGGGUGUGCGACUCGCGGCAGUGGCUGCAGAUGGACCAGAUCUCGGACGAGCACGGCUGCGGGAACUUCAAGAUUACGACGCGCCAGACGUUCCAGUUCCAUGGUGUCAUCAAGCGGCACUUGAAGAGCGCGAUCAAGGACAUCAACCGCGCGCUGCUCGACACGCUCGCUGCCUGUGGUGACGUGAACAGAAACGUUACUUGCUCCCUGAUUCCCUCGAAGUCGAAGCUGCACGCUCAGGUCUACGAGUUCGCCAAGCAGGUCUCCGAGCACCUGCUCCCGCACACGAGCGCCUACCACGAGAUCUGGCUCGACAAGAAGCUCGUCGCGGGUGACGCCCUCAAGGACUUCGAGCCCCUCUACGGCGACUUCUACCUGCCGCGCAAGUUCAAGGUCUCCGUCGCCGUGCCGCCCACGAACGACGUUGAUGUCUUCACCAACGACCUCGGCUACAUCGCCAUCGUCGGCGACGACGGCGAGCUCCAGGGCUUCAAUGUGUCGAUCGGCGGUGGUAUGGGUGUCACGCACGGCAACAAGAAGACGUACCCGCGCUUGGGUACGGUUAUCGGUUUCUGCACGCCCGAGCAGGGCAAGACCGUCGCCGAGAAGGUCAUGCUCGUGCAGCGCGACCACGGCAACCGUGCUGACCGCAAGAACGCGCGCUUGAAGUACACUGUCGACCGCCUCGGCGUCGACGGCUUCCGCGAGGAGGUCGAGAAGCUGCUCGGCUGGAAGCUCGCGCCCGCCCGGCCGUUCACCUUCGACCGCAACAUCGACGACUUCGGCUGGUCGCAGGGCGAGGACGGCAAGCACCACUUCAUGAUGUACAUCGAGAACGGCCGCGUCGAGGAUGUGCCCGGGCGCGAGUUCAAGACCGGCCUGCGCGAGAUCGCGAAGGUGCACAAGGGCACGUUCCGCCUGACGACGAACCAGCACCUGAUGCUGUCCGAUAUUGCGGAGGAGGACCUGCCGCAAAUCAAGUCGCUGCUCGCGAAGUACAAGCUCGACAACCUCGAGCACACUGGCCUGCGUCUGUCUUCGUCCGCAUGCGUUGCCUUCCCUACUUGUGGUCUUGCUAUGGCCGAGUCCGAGCGCUACCUGCCCAUCCUUAUCGACAAGGUCGAAAAGAUCUGCGAGGAGAACGGCCUGCGGCACGACUCGAUCGUCAUGCGCAUGACCGGCUGCCCCAACGGCUGCGCGCGGCCCUACGCCGCUGAGGUCGCCUUCGUCGGCAAGGCGCCUGGCACGUACCUCAUGCUGCUCGGCGGUGGCUACUACGGCCAGCGCCUCAACAAAAUCUACCGCGAGUCCGUCACCGAGCCCGAGAUCCUCGCCAUCCUCCGGCCCAUGAUCAAGCGCUACGCGCUUGAGCGGCACGAGGGCGAGCACUUUGGCGACUGGACGAUCCGUGCGGGCUAUAUUGCCCCCACGACGGAAGGCAAGUUCUGGUACGAUCGCAUGGGUGGCGAGGGCGAGAACAGAUUGGCGGCGUGAGCGCCGUGCAGUUCUUUCAUACAUGUAUUUCUUUUUACUUACCUCUAUCGGUUGUAUUGUGCUCUCUCUUGCUCUGUAUACGUUCCGGCAUGCUUAUUUACGACGUGGAAAUGUGUAAACGCAACAUAGAUUUUCUCAAUCGAACGACUUCAUUAUCUCAGA
Messenger RNA from Schizophyllum commune H4-8, 4688 nucleotides. RefSeq lists its product as uncharacterized. Gene Ontology annotation, biological process: amino acid biosynthetic process; sulfate assimilation. The coding region runs from base 300 to 4526 and encodes 1408 amino acids. The record is from RefSeq and is a predicted model, not a curated record. Lineage: Eukaryota; Fungi; Basidiomycota; Agaricomycetes; Agaricales; Schizophyllaceae. Gene Ontology annotation, cellular component: sulfite reductase complex (NADPH). Gene Ontology annotation, molecular function: NADP binding; 4 iron, 4 sulfur cluster binding; sulfite reductase (NADPH) activity. The transcript is spliced from 6 exons.